Molecule: messenger RNA, 1382 nt
Organism: Hippocampus zosterae (dwarf seahorse)
Lineage: Eukaryota; Metazoa; Chordata; Actinopteri; Syngnathiformes; Syngnathidae
Gene: pttg1ipa
Product: PTTG1 interacting protein a
Exons: 7
Coding region: 185-688 (167 amino acids)
Biological process (GO): protein import into nucleus
Cellular component (GO): nucleus; cytoplasm
Source: RefSeq, a predicted model, not a curated record
AUUUCUUCACUGCGAAGUAGUCACAACACGCCUCCUCUGUGUGCGUGCCAGAAUUUUGACUGGUUCUUCUCGGCAAAUUCGCGUUCAGAACCCGAACGAAACGGUCCCCUACACUCACAGGAACUAUAAACGACGUUCUCACAGCACGAACGAAGGAAUAUCUGAAUUAUUUAAUCAAACCGAGAUGGAUUUAAGGAGUUUAGCCCCAGUUGUCCUCCUUCUUGCGUUCUCUUCGACGACAGUUUUAGCACAAAGUGCCACACCUGGCGUAGUUUGCGAGUCCAUGAAUGGGACCAGCUGCGAGCAAUGUCUGACCAACGUGACGUGUUUGUGGUGUAUCAAAACCAAGGCGUGUGUGACGUAUCCAGUGAGGACAAUUUUGCCACCGCAUUCACUUUGUCCGCUCUAUGAUGCACGCUGGGGACUCUGUUGGAUGAACUUCCAGAACUUGAUCAUCACUCUUGCGGUACUGGGUGGCGUUAUCAUCAUCGCCCUGCUGGUCUGUAUGUUCUGCUGCUGCAAGUGUGAAAAUGUUGGAUCGUCAAGGUUCAUGGCCAAGAUGGACAGGCAAAUCAACAAGUCGAGAACCAAACAAGAGGAGAGGCGGGCUGAGAUGAAACAGAGACAUGAUGAUAUCAGGAAGAAAUAUGGCCUAAGUGGACCAAAUCCCUAUUCCCGAUUUGGAUGAGAGGAUUCAUACACCGGGACUUUAUUUAACAGCAAAGAAGUAAUGUCAUUUUUUUCCCCCUAAUUUAAUAACUAUACAGUAAAUGCUUAGGACGUCGAUCAGCCAAUGAACAGGAAUGUUGUGCAACGAGCCAAGAGGCUGUCAUCUAACGCUAUUAUUUUCCACUGCACGGUCCAAUUUCCUGCUUGAACAUCCUCAAACGCAAGUUCAAUUGUGACAUCUGCUAAUACAUGCUCGAGACUCAUCUGUGUAGCUGCGGUGAUUUCCCAGGAAUCCUUUUUAUUUUUCGGAUUGUUUCACAGCCAACAUUGUCACCAUUAGUUUUCUGUAGGCUCUUUCUUCUUUUUGCAACGUUUUUCUGACCAAAUGUGAUGUCUGUUGGCCUGUAGUCAGUUUUAAAAAGUUGAUGUCUUGAUAAUUUAUUGUCCUGUUUUGGCUGCUGAACAACCAUUUCUUGAAGGAAAUUUUUCAUGCCUCCAUUACAAGCAUCCUUGAAUGUAUUUGAGCAGCUGUUGAGCUUUGAAUUGUGGCAUUAGGGACCUAUUUUUAGUUGUUGGGUUUUUUUUCCACUUUUGUCCGCUUUUAAAAUGUUUCUUAAUUUAAGGCAAAUGUGUGUUUUUUCAGUAAGCAAUACGACUUGUAAAGAUGCACGCUGUGCAGGAAUUUAAAAAAAAUAAAACUAAUACCGAACACA